AUGGUUGGAGUGGGUGGACGUUCCAAGGCUUGCGAUAAUUGCAAAAGGCGACGCGUAAAAUGCGACCUUUCGAAGCCGCAAUGCGCAAGAUGCAUCAAGGCGCGAUUACAGUGUGGUGGCCCCCGUGGCAUUGCAAUCAUCCAAUAUGGUCGGGGCAUAACUACUCAAUCUGAUGAUUCUGAUCCUGCGCGUUCCUCUGCGCUCGAGACCAUCGCCACCGCGCCGGCGAACAUACAGCAGCCUGUUCCUAAAAUACACCCAGGACUUUCGCUCUCCCAGGAUGAAACUUUCACUUCAUUCACCCUUUUACACUUUCUGCCGACUUCGGGUGUCCUGGGCGUUGCCCCUGGGACCAUAACAACAAAAUCAUUCCUUGCGCUUGCUACCACGUAUUUUGGUAUCAAACGCCAGGAUAAUGCCAUUACCCAGUUUGGGCUCAAGCGGUACAGUGAUGCACUUGGUGCCGUACAUUCGGCUCUGGAAGAGUCUAUAUCUUCGCCUACCUUUGAUUUGCUUGAAGCGAUCAUGGUCAUGUCACUUAUCGAGUUCCUUGUCUCAGACCGCGAAAACGGUUGGAUAAAUCAUGCUCGAGGACUGGAAAGGCUGUUCGAAAUGCGGGGAUCAGAAGCCAUGGCAUCACUUCCGUGCCUUAUGAUCUUGGAAAGGACGCGCCCUUCACUUAUCUUUGCUGGACUUGUCUUGCGCAAGCCGACGAUAAUGUCGAAUAUUGAGUGGAAACGUGAUCCAUGGUGCUUGCACCCAGAACGCGUUGACUCGCUCAAGCUUAUGUUUGACAUUCUCGCAGACUGCCCUUCACUUUUCGUUCUGCGCGAUAAGUUAUCGUCGUAUCCUGAUGAAGAGACAAGGAUGACUGCAGUUCAAAGUCUCUCUGAAGAAUUUCGGCGAGUGGUCGCCAGUCUGGAUAGUUGGGGGGAGCGAUUCGCAUCUGAUCCGUCUCAUACUCCUGACGAGAUUCCUGCGGUCCGAACAACACCAAUAAUAGAGGAUGAGUACGGAACCUUGCGUUCUGCCUGGUCUACUGUUUUUCGAUACCAAUCCCUCUAUCACGCCAACGCUAUGGCUAUGUACAAUGCUACUACCAUAUUGGCUUUUCGAUUUGCCGAUAGCAUUCAUGUUAGUUCAGGGUCGCCUUUCGAACACCACAUCCGAAGAAAGCGUAUUUCAGCAGCAGCGCUUUCCAUAUGCCGUAGCAUUGACUACCAUCAACAAGAGAUGUGGGGUGAGCAGGGCAGUUUCGCUUUGCUUUUCCCUCUGCGUAUGGCGUACGACGGACUCAGCGAGGAGGAACCUAUAGUAGGCGCAUGGUUACAAUCUGUCAUGCACGACAUAUCGGCUGGGAAACAGGGGCUGUGGAGAUCGGCAAAAAGUCUUCUUGAAAUCGGGAGAUGA
This is a messenger RNA of Alternaria postmessia, 1410 nucleotides long. RefSeq lists its product as uncharacterized. Gene Ontology annotation, biological process: regulation of DNA-templated transcription. Lineage: Eukaryota; Fungi; Ascomycota; Dothideomycetes; Pleosporales; Pleosporaceae. Bases 1 to 1410 code for a protein of 469 amino acids. The transcript is spliced from 4 exons. Gene Ontology annotation, molecular function: zinc ion binding; DNA-binding transcription factor activity, RNA polymerase II-specific. The record is from RefSeq and is a predicted model, not a curated record.